This is a messenger RNA of Elgaria multicarinata webbii, 7930 nucleotides long. It is a transcript of the gene ZER1, whose product is annotated as zyg-11 related cell cycle regulator. Gene Ontology annotation, molecular function: protein binding. The record is from RefSeq and is a predicted model, not a curated record. Bases 252 to 2546 code for a protein of 764 amino acids. Lineage: Eukaryota; Metazoa; Chordata; Lepidosauria; Squamata; Anguidae. Gene Ontology annotation, cellular component: Cul2-RING ubiquitin ligase complex. The transcript is spliced from 16 exons.
CUCUUCCCCUCCCCACCCCACAUCCCCUUCUGUGGCCCCCUCCCUACUUCCCUUCCUCCACCGGAACCGGAACCAGGUACAACCCGGACACUUGUUCAACCUGGGAUCCAGCGGUCCUGAUAUCCCUUUGAAGUCCACCCUGAAAUCUCCUUAGAAAAAAAACAAUUCUAGGGAGAAAGAAGCAGCGCUGAUCUGCCUGGCAUUUCCCCCCCUACCCUCACUCCCCCAUUUCUCCCGCUCUCUGCCGCAAGAUGGCCGCCGACAGCCCGGAGUCGCUGAUGACGCUGUGCACCAAUUAUUGUCUUCACAACCUGGAGGACACCCUCUGCUACCUCCUGGACAACGAGACGCUCCGUCUCCACCCGGACAUAUUCCUGCCGAGCGAGAUCUGCGACAGACUCGUCAACGAGUACGUGGAGCUGGUCAACGCCGACAGCAUCUUUGAGCACAACGAGAACUUCUUCACCCUGUUCUCCGAUCCUCGGAGCACCAGGCUGGCGCGGAUCCAUUUGAGGGAGGACAUUGUCCAGGAUCAAGACCUGGAAGCAAUUCGGAAACAGGAUCUCAUCGAGCUCUUCUUGACGAACUGCGAGAAGCUGACCGCCAAAAGCCUCCAGACUUUGGGCAGUUUCAGCCCCACCCUCGUCUCCCUCAGCCUCUUCGGCUGCACCAACAUUUUUUACGAGGAGGAGAACCCCGGGGGCUGCGAGGACGACCUGAACCCCAAGCGCCAGGUCCUGGUCAAAGAUUUCACCUUCGAAGGCUUCCGCCGCCUGCGGAUCCUGAACUUGGGCCGGAUGACCGAAGGGGUGAACGUGGAGAGCCUGCUCCGGCCCCUGGCCACCCUCACCGCCCUGGACCUCUCUGGCAUCCAGCUCAACGAAAUCCUUUUCCUGACCCAGUGGAAAGACAGCUUGGCGUCGCUCGUACUUUACAACGUGGACCUCUGCGAGGAGCACAUCCAAGCCAUUGCGCAGCUGCGCAAGCUCAGGCACUUGGACAUCUCCCGGGACCGCCUUUCCAGUUAUUACAAAUUCAAGCUGACGCGUCGAGUCCUAAACCUCUUUGUGGAGAACCUGGGAAACCUCACGUCCCUGGAUAUCUCGGGCCACACCAUGCUGGAGAACUGCACGUCCUCCUGCCUGGACGAGAAAGUGGGCCAGACCAGUACCAAUCCCGAAACUAGCAGCAUCACCCCCUUCCGGAACCUGAAGCGGCCGCUCCAGUUCUUGGGACUUUUUGAGACCUCGCUCUGCCACCUGUCGCAUAUCCCAGCCUACAAGGUGACCGGGGCUAAGAACGAAGAGCAAGUGCUGAACGCCAUUGAGGCGUACACCGAACACCGGCCCGAAAUCACGUCUCGAGCCAUCAACCUGCUCUUCGACAUCGCCCGCAUUGAGCGCUGCGGCCAGCUCCUGCGAGCCCUCAAGCUCGUCAUCAGCGCCCUCAAGUGUCACAAGUACGACAAAAACAUCCAGGUGACGGGCAGCGCCGCCCUCUUCUACCUCACCAACUCGGAGUACCGCCUGGAGCAGACCAUCAGGUUGAGGCGGCAGAUCAUUCAGGUGGUGCUGAACGGCAUGGAGUCUUAUCAGGAAGUCACCGUGCAGCGCAACUGCUGCCUCACCCUGUGCAACUUCAGCAUCCCAGAGGAGCUGGAAUUCCAGUACCGCCGGGUCAACGAGCUGCUCCUGAACAUCCUCAACCCGACGCGGCAGGACGAGUCGAUCCAGCGCAUCGCCGUGCACCUUUGCAACGCCCUGGUGUGCCAGGUGGACAACGACCACAAGGAGGCCGUGGGCAAGAUGGGGUUUGUCAUGACGAUGCUGAAGCUAAUCCAGAAGAAAUUGGUGGAUAGAACGUGUGACCAGGUGAUGGAAUUCUCUUGGAGCGCCUUGUGGAACAUCACGGACGAAACCCCCAACAACUGUGAAAUGUUCCUUAAUUAUAGCGGCAUGAAACUGUUCUUGGAGUGCUUGAAGGAAUUUCCUAACAACCAAGAGCUGCACCGUAACAUGCUGGGCCUUUUGGGGAACGUUGCGGAAGUGCAAGAGCUACGGCCACAACUGAUGACUUCCCAGUUCAUCAGUGUGUUCAGCAACCUGUUGGACAGCGAAGCGGACGGGAUUGAAGUGUCUUAUAACGCCUGCGGGGUCCUCUCUCACAUCAUGUUCGAUGGGCCAGAGGCCUGGAUGAUCUGUGAGCCGCGCAGAGAAGAAGUUGUGGGCAGGAUGUGGGCAGCUAUUCAGCGCUGGGACGUUAAUUCCAAGAGAAACAUCAAUUACAGGUCUUUUGAACCGAUUCUUAGGCUCAUACCCCAAGGAAUAUCUCCGGUCAGCCAGCACUGGGCUUCUUGGGCGCUCUACAACCUCAUCUCUGUCUACCCGGACAAAUACUGCUCCCUGCUGAUCAAAGAAGGCGGGCUCCGUCUCCUGAGGGACAUGAUUAAGAUGGCGUCGGCACGACCAGAGACGAAGGAAAUGGGACGGAAAGUCAUAGAACACUGCAAUAACUUUAUGGAUGAGAACAUGGACACAUCUAGAUAGAGGCGAACGUGGCGUCCCCCGGCUCCUGCCCGGCUCUGUAACCAGGAUCUCUCCAGUUCACUGUACAUAGGUUGGACUUUCUCACCAGCUUAGCUGUUGGAAGGAGCCUUGAUGAAUAUUUGUGUGUGUGUGUGUGUGUGUGUGUGAGCGUGCGGGUGCGUGUAUGUCUAAAAAAAAUAUGACCCCCAGCAGAUAGAGGGGGGGGGAAUGCACCCGAGGAAACGUCGCUGGAGGGAGACCAUUUUGCACAACAAAAAACCCGCUUUCCUUUAAAAUAGUGGAUUUUUCCUCCGCCCUCUCCCUUCCCCUUUUCUUUUGUUUAAAAAAGUACAAAUUGGAGUUUGUGUGCGUGUGUAUGAUUUCUGUAUAAAAAGAAAAGGAAAGGAAAGAAGCAAAAAUAGCAUCAUGUAUCUGUCGACCUUUCGUAGAGAACAGGAAAAGCCGCAAAUGGACGUCACCGCGACCCUCUAGCCAGAAGAGGGAUGUAAUCAUCGUGCCCGCCCGCCCCCAACCCACCCACCCACCUAUUUCUUUUAAGUUCUAGAUUUCUCCCAUUUGUGUUGCGGGAGGUCUUGUGACUCCAGUAAAAAGAGGAGCUGGGUUUGAAUCGGGGGCAUUUGGGUCCGGAGAGCUAUACGAGAGCGAUGUGGAGACCUAGCGGUCCAGGGGCAGGUUAGCUGGGUCUCAUCACCACAUUGAUCCAAAUCAAGAGCACCAUGUACCGUGUGUGUGUGUGGGGGGGGGUUAAACCUUCCUCCACCCCAGCCACGUUUUUCUUUAAAUGCCCACCACCACCAAUGGAGGGUUGUUUUUUACUUUAGCAAUAAUGGAGGGAGGUUUUUUGUGCCAAGGGAGUUCCCCCCCCCUUAAGCCCCUAUAUGGGGCAGGUGGGGGUGGAACAAAUAUAACAUUAAAAAAGGGUGGCUGAGUGGGAAAACGUCAUCCCCGCCCCCACGCAUCAGGGGCCCAGGCGCUAACACAAAAGGGAAAGAAAAAGUUGUGAUUGCCUACAUGCGCUGCAUGUAAAAGAGUGUGUAGUUUAGCUCUGAGGAGCUAGGCCGGAGUUGACAACUUCGUAGACCUGGGUGAAUCCUCCACCAUCCAGCUACCCUGAGAAGAAGGGUCAAAGGAUCCCUCCUGCCAGAAUCGCUGUUUUGAGACUCCUUCCCCUCCAGAUACCUUACGGUUUUGAAGUUUAAAUCGUUGUUUUUUAGAAAAAAUAAAAAUGUUGUUGAUACUCGGUCAGUAAAACACUAAGGCAGCCGUCUGCAACUUUGUGUUCUCUGGGUGUUUCGGACUCCAGCUCCCUGCAGGGCCAGCAGUCAGGGAUGCUGGGAGUUGUAGUCCGAAACAUCCGGAGAAGACCAGGUUGAGGAAGGGGGCACAAAGGGAAAAGGACGGAUGAGCCUCCGGCUGUACGGCGAAUAAAUGUUUGGGUGCGAACGACCAGGAAGCAAGCUGACAUUUCUCCGCUGGCCGAACGGUUCAGCCUUCCACCGCCUGGUGGGCCAUCUGCAGGGCAACGCUGUGCUACGGAAGUCCGUUCUUCCGGGGAAAUCAGGUUCCUCUGAAGCAUCCAGGUUAACUUCCUCCCCUCCUCUGCGAAAAGGGAGAGCGUACGUGAGAGUUCGAAAGCAGGAUGUUAGGAGAAGUCGCGGCCUUUUCUGGGCUUUGCUUUCUGUGUUUUAAACGAUAAAAGGUCAGGUCCUGUCCCUUUCUUCUUAUUAACCGUGAAUCGCGAUCGUGUAGAAGCCCGUUCCUUCGAGAGCUGUCACGCCGCAGCGUGGCCGAGCAGUUGAAAUCCUGCCGUUGCAGGAGUAGGGCAAUGCGGAUCGGGGCGUGCCAGGUUGAUCGGGGAGGAGCAGAACCCACUCCGCUAAAACAAAACCUGGGUUCACCCGGGACCAAGUGAAAGUGCACACUGUUAAUUUCUCCAAGGCGGGGGCGGAAAGGCCCUCGUUCGCGUCCGUGGCUAAUAUAAAGCACUCUGCAUGGUGACCCUGUUGUGGUCGGAGCGGAACCCGCCCUGUCGUGCGUACCAGGCGGUUUGACCUCUGCUAAGGCGGGAUCCCACAGGGAGGGAGGAGGCGACGUGUCUCCAUUGCCGGAGAGACAUAUUUCCUUCCCCGCAGGAGCGCCCUGCAGGCUCUCUUCCUGCCCCUGUGCCCAGCCAUCCUAGCAGUUCCCCUUUUGCUAGCGAAUGCGGGCAGCUUUGGUUUCUUUGUUUACCUUCCCUUCUAUUCAUUGCCCUUCCUCUCUUGGAAAAAGAAGAAACAAAAGCCGCCCGUGUUCACACACGUCCUCAGUUUCAACACCACAUCAGGCCUGGAGGCAAUAGAACGUGAGAAGCGCCGUACUGGAUGCAACCAAAGGCCUAUGUAGUCGUUCUGUUUCCCCCUGGGGCCAACCAGAUGCCCCAAUGGGAAAACCACAAGCAAGGCAUGGCACCCUCCAGCUUGAGUUCCCCAGUACACUGCCUCUGAUCCUGGAGGCAGCAUACAGCCACUGAAAACUUCAUCCCCCCUGAAAUUACCUAAUCUCCUUUUAAUAGGAAACUGCAGUCCCCCAAAGUAGGGACAGAGGAAGCCGCUUUAUUGUUGACGUCCCUAGAAAUUAUGGGAUGGGAAGGAGGAGGAUGGGACAGAACAGGAAUGUUGCCAAGGUGGGAAGGAGAAUUUCGUAGAAUUGUAGAGUUGGAAGGGGCCACAAGGAUCACCUAGUCCAACCCUCUGCAAUGUGCAGAAAAACCAAUUCAACCAACCAUGAGAGGUGGCUGCCCUGCCUCUUCUGAAAAACCUCCAGAGAUGGAGAACCCACAGCCUCUGCAGGUAGACUGCUCCACUGUUGUUUAGAUCUUACUGUCAGGAAAUUUCUCCUUGGCUGAAGUCUGGAGAUUGGAUGUUAAGAUUGCAAUGUGUAGCUGGUUGAUUUAUUGGUUGGUUGGUUUUUAACCAACUAGUAAACCACCCACCCACCCCAUUAAUCGAAGCGGCCAUUAAGAAAAGUAAAUGGUUAAUUAUUUUCAUACAAGAAUGUAUAAAAACAUGACGUGAGGACCCUUGGUCUCUCCAGCCCAGUGUGGUCGACACUGACUGGCAGUACUGUUAUCCACUCGCUAUCACUUAACUCCCCCUGCCACCUGUUCAAGUUGUAAAUUCUGCUAUCCGUGUACAUCUAAGGCGUUGGACUGGGAGUUGGGAGAUCCGGGUUCUAGUCCCCACUUGGCCAUGGAAACCCACCGGGUGACUUUGGGCCAGUCACAGACUCUCAGCCCAGCCUACCUCACAGGGUUGUUGUUGUGAGGAGAACAUGGAGAGGAGGAGGAGAAUUAUGUACGCUGCCUUGGGUUCCUUGGAGGAAAAAAGGUGGGAUAUAAAUGUAAUAAAUAAAUAAAUACGGGGACCCAGAGAUAACUUUUCUCCAUCUGAGAAGUGGGUAGGAACCGUUCCAGGUGUGCACUUGGACCGGCAGGUCGGUGAAGUCGCCUGGGUCUCAAAGCUUUGACUGUUGGGCGGUACAGAAAUGUCAUAAAACAAACCCCACCAUUUAGGCUGCAAACGUAGGAGAUCUCAGCUCACCUGCUGGACAGGCAAAGAGUGAAAGGAAGCAAUCCAUGAAGUUCAUCUCAUCUCAUUUAUUACAUUUCUAUACCGCCCCAAUACAAAUGGUAAAAUCUCUGGGCAGUUUACAAAGAUUAAUGAUGCAUAAUAUAUAUAUAAAAACAACCACUCAUGGACAUAGAAACGUACGCACACAUAUAGCUAACCAAUUUUUAAACAAUGAGGAAAAUCCGGGGCCUGAUUAAAACUGCACUGUACGCUGUUCGGUGUUCGUUUGCUCAAUGGCUGCUAAUAUACUGCUGAAAUUCUGCUUAAUUUAAAAGUUCCCCUGUUCCCGUUUCUUCUCCAAUUGACAUGUUACAAGAGGUGAGAAGGCCUGGCAGGCCAGUAAAACAGUCACCCUUGCUGCUAGUGUGUUGGAUCCAGAGCGAUGCCGAUUCAAGUGGACGCCGCCGCCCCACUUCCCAUUUAGCUCCACCAGCACCCUGAUAAAUGGGCUGAACUGCGGUUUGUGGGGGAAGAGGAUCCCCCAAAAUCGGGCAGAGGGACCUUCCGUAACCGGAGCCCUUUCUCCUGAGGAAGGCAGACCCUGGGCCAACCCUGUGAGUGCAGAAAAGGAAGGAAGUUAAUGUUGAUGCCUUCUGAUUCUAUUUCACUUUAUUAUUAUUUUUAUUAUUUUUUUAUGAUCAUGCUUUUAAACUUUAUUUUUGAAUUAUUAUUCUCCUGAUAUGAAGGCACUUGCUGAAGGCGGCAUCCUUGUUGAAGCUAAGGAGGUUUGCUUCUGGCCAGCGUCUCGAUGGCGCACCAUCUGGAAAAACCCAGGGUGACUCCCAUCCUGGAAUCAAGGCGGAAUAGAAAUGUAAAAAUGAAAUACUAGGCGUUCGUAGGCUCUCUCAUGGCCAGCUUCUGGUUCUCAGAGUGGCCAAGGUGGUGAUUUGACACAGUGGGAUAAGAUAGAGAAAUUCCUCUUUUGGAAGGGACCAGCUUGCUACACUACCAAUUCAGUUUUGAUUCCAAAUAAUUACUCUUUCCAGAGAGUUUGGCUGCGUUUGCACGUAACGCUAAGCCAUAGUUUGUGUUAACCAUAGUUUACUACCUUAGCCACGGUUUGUGUUGCAGACAAGCAAACAAGGCAAACUUGUUUUCCGAUUUGUUUCUCCCUGCCUGUUCUGCCAGUCUUCAUAACGGUUUUGUUUUCAGGCUGCUUCCUCCAUUUCAGGGCAGGUGGUAGCAGAAACAAGCCAGGGAAAAGCCAUGGUUUGGGGUUGACCAGCCUGGUUUAGCGUGUCGUCUGACCAGGAUCAGUGUAACAAGCCAUGGUUUAAGCAAGCUGGACUUUGUAUGCAAAAAAGAAACGGCUAUUUCUAUUUGUGUUUUGUAGCUGGUUAACAAACCAUGGUUUGUUCGUGGGGGGGGGGUUCAGACACGACGACAAGCUGGGUUUCAACAAAUCACACCCACGGCCCAGCGUUGUGUGCAAACCAAGCCCUUAACUUUAUUUUUUUUGUUACAGAAAUAACUCCAAAGCAGGUUAUAGAGGUUGAAAUUGAUCGGAACUGUGUAUUUCCUAAUAACUUGCUUCCCCUGGCUAUCUGUUAAAGCGGGGCAGGGUGACGUACUCAGAUCAUAUCAGAAUGGAGAACUGUUGAUCCUUUGCAGUCUUAACUGAAUUUCCCAUCGUCUCUGUUCUGAACCGCUCUUCUUGGUCCUGGUGUUUGUGAUGAGUUUAUUUUUUUUAAUUUGGACAAUUACUAACUAUUCCGUUUGCUGUCAUACGUUCUCAAUAAACGAGGAAGCUAAUUUUGCUCUGCCUGAUCAUGAUUG